Molecule: messenger RNA, 1047 nt
Organism: Rhodamnia argentea
Lineage: Eukaryota; Viridiplantae; Streptophyta; Magnoliopsida; Myrtales; Myrtaceae
Exons: 2
Coding region: 16-1047 (343 amino acids)
Source: RefSeq, a predicted model, not a curated record
GGUGUAGAGAUCAAGAUGCUUGUGAAUGACGAACCUACUGAGAGAAUGCAUGACAUGGUGAAGGCUCUACUCAGGAACUACUGCCAUGAAAAGAACCAGCCUCAAGAUGCAACCACUGAGUAUACUGUUCCAGAUCCUUCUAUUCAUGAUGGUGGUUGCAAUCAGAGAACGAAGACAUCUCACACUGGAACAGGCACACUUCCAGAAAACAACAGAAAUCCUGAUGAAGAGCCAAGAUAUAGCAACCAAAUGCUGAAAAUUGCCUUGAAAGAUGUAAAGGAAGAACCUUUUAACAAGAAGCAGGCCUUGCCGAGCUCAUCUCUGAUUGUUAGUUGGGAAACCAGAAAUUCUGACACUAGUAGUUCUGCCUUGACCUCAAUGGUACAGCUAGAGAACCGGAAAAGUGAACCAGUGAUGAAGACAGAUCCAGGGGAAGAAGACCAAAUUUCCACUGCAGUCAAACUACAGGAUGAUGCUUCCGUUGCUAAUAGAUCCAACUCGAUCCAGUCAAAGAGGCCACAGAAGCAGGAGGGUAAGAGGGAAACAGAGAAAUAUUUUUCAAGUUCUAAAAGAUUGCAGCAAGUGGAAAUUGCACCAAGUGCAUCCCUUUCAAACACCCUAGGGGGAGGAAUAUUCGGAAUUGUUUAUGAGUGCCCCAAUGUAAAUGAGCCUUUCACUGGAAAGAUUUUGAAGGAGUUUGUUCUUGCGAUCCACUCUGAAGCCAGACAUCCUGCUCUUGCCCCUGAAGUUACUGCAGGUUUGGUUUCUCAGAAACAAAGGAAAAGACAGAAGACAUCAAUCGCGGUAACUUCCGUGUGGGUUACCCACAUGGGCGACUUUGAAGCAGAAGUAUCUGGUUCUGGAUGUAAGGCUGAACCACUGAUGAUCAAACCUGAGAUAUCAGAUGAUUUACACAACGACCUAGGCAUAUUGCUGCGCCCUGCUGAAGUCAGUUUGAAGAGUUUGAAGGUAAAUGAUCUGAGCGCCAUUGCUUUUUUCCGAAUCCAUGAGCUUUCUACACACAAAAAAAUAUACCUCCUCAUGUAA